Gekko japonicus is the source of this 1135-nucleotide messenger RNA. RefSeq names its product developing brain homeobox 2 (gene DBX2). Gene Ontology annotation, biological process: regulation of transcription by RNA polymerase II. The record is from RefSeq and is a predicted model, not a curated record. NCBI's taxonomy places the organism in Eukaryota, Metazoa, Chordata, Lepidosauria, Squamata, Gekkonidae. The coding region runs from base 1 to 942 and encodes 313 amino acids. The transcript is spliced from 5 exons. Gene Ontology annotation, molecular function: DNA-binding transcription factor activity, RNA polymerase II-specific; DNA binding.
AUGCUUCCCAGCGCGCUGGCUUGGCACUGCGGGAGCUCCGCGACGCUCCUCAGCUGGCCCGCGGCUCCCGGCUUCGGCAGUCUGGGCAAAAGUUUUCUGAUCGAGAACUUGCUGAGGUCCGGGGGCGCCCCGCAGCCGGGCCCCCCCAGCCUGCCCGCCACGCCGAUCCCGCUGAAGCCGCGCCCCGCCUCUGCCGGCGAAGCCGCCCGCCCCCCCGGAGGGGCCUGCCCGAGCCGGCCUUGGCCGUUCCCGGCGCUCCACGCCUCGGCAGCGGACAGCAGCGGAGAAGGCGCCUUUCCAGCCAGAGCUCCUGGAGCCCGGCGAGGCUCCCCCGCCGCCACAGCUCUCCCGAAGCACUUUUUCCUCUGGUCCCCGCUGGUCUAUUCUGCAUGCUGUGGUGGGUCCUGUCAACACCCUGCCUCCCCCACUGCUUUUCCGAGACAGGAAAAUGUUCUGCCUUUUCUAACCCAGGAUUCAAGGUCCCGAAGAGGAAUUUUAAGAAGGGCUGUCUUUUCUGAAGAACAGAGAAAAGCUUUGGAGAAAAUGUUUCAGAAACAGAAAUACAUCAGCAAAACAGAUAGGAAGAAACUGGCUCUCAGUCUGGGCCUAAAGGAAUCACAGGUCAAAAUAUGGUUUCAAAAUCGAAGGAUGAAAUGGCGAAACUCCAAAGAAAAAGAAGUACUUUCCAACAAAUGCUUGCCAGGGGAAGGCCUCCAAGGGACCUAUCUUUCCAAAUCCUCUUUAAAUUUCAUUCCUCCAUCAUGCCCUGCCUGGCAAAUGUCUCAACAACAGACAAGUCCAGGGUGGCAGAAUCUUCCAGAACACCCAGACAGAUUAAGUAGCAGAAGUAUCUCACGGCCACCUACAAGACCAAACUCAUCUUCAGGCACGUUGUAUUUCUAUCAGGAAAAAGAAACCAUGGAGAAGGCAAUUAUAUCAUAAGAGAGAAAAAUGGAUGGAAUUAUUAUGUAACGUGUUUAACAGCUCAUUGACUUCUGAUGUCCCUCAGACUAAUUUUGUGUGAAUGUGGCCCAUACUUUGCUAAAGUAUAGCUCAUUGUUUGCUAAGAUCAAACUUACUGGUGAAAACUAAUUCUUUAAGAAACAUUCAGGUCUUCCUCCGUGUCCCUUCUGGA